CUUCUCUUCUUGUCCUGUUGUAAAAUAUUGAAAACCAAAAUAAACUACCAGAAAAAAAAAAAAAAAAAAAGACAAAGAGAGAGGGAAAAGCUGGCAAGGGGACAGGUUUGGGGAAUUGUUUGGCAGGCGUCAUUGUGUUCUGGUGGCCUGGCAGCCUACUGUAAACGUGAGGAUGUAAGUAGGAAAUCAGAGCCCUGAGAGCGAUCGCUAUCUGCAGAACAGAGCUGCUCCUUUCUUCCUGGUCAUUUCCCUUCCCGAGUGUCUGCAGGGCCCACCCACUAGGGUGGUUCUCAGGAUUGUAGGUUUUGAGGUCAGACAGGAACCCUGGGGAAUGCCUGAAAAAACCAAACAGGCAGUGACAGUCUGCGCAGGCUGCUUGACCCGGAGCCACCGUUGUCUGCGGAGCCCUGCUUGGGUGACAGCAGUGAGCCGGCUUGGGGCUCUGUUCUGAAGCAGCGUUUGUAGCUGACGGUCUUCUGGGGGAACAGCAGGGCCUCUCCCACCCCGCAUGCAUCACGCAGCCUCCAGCAGCGGAUCUGCUUCUUCCUCCUCGCUUGGUUCCACCAUGGACGAGAUGCCUGAGCCUCUGCCCAUGACUGUCCACCUCCUUGCCGACUCUGGCCAUGGCUCGCUCCUGCAGCAGGCUCUGGACCAGCUCCUGGACUGCAUCUGCCCGGAGGUGCGCCUCUUCCUGGUGUCCGAGCGGGUCAGACCAGUGAAGUACUACGAGAAGUGCCACCCUCGGCGCUCCAGGUUCCCAGGAAUGUCGGUUUUGCUCUUCCUGCAUGAAAGCCUAGGAGAGGAGCGGCUCUACCGCGCCCUGGAGGCCCUGCAGCGGCCGCCCUGGCAGUGCUAUCCUCCCCAGGACGCACAGGGGAAGCUGUGUCCCUACCUGCUUGCCAGCCAGGAGUUCUACAGCCUGGACAGCCAGAUGCCGGUCUGGGGUGUGAGGCAGGUGCACUGUGGCGCCGAGCUCCUGCGGGUGACGCUUUACUGCAGUUUCGAUAACUACGAGGACGCCAUCAGGCUCUACGGGAUGAUCCUGCAGAGGGAGGCCACUUUGCAAAAGAGCAACUUCUGUUUCUUUGUGCUCUGUGCCACUGAGACCUUCUCCCUGCAGCUCUCCCUGAAGCAGCUGCCCCUAGGGAUGGCAGUGGACCCCAAAGGGUCUUCUGUGCUGCAGUUCAAGGUUCAGGAGAUCGGCCAGCUGGUGGCUCUUCUACCCAACCCGUGUGUCCCCAUCAGCAGCAGCCGGUGGCAGACCCAGGACUAUGACGGCAACAAGAUUCUGCUGCAGGUCCAGCCUAAUCCAAGCCUUGACUUCAGGACCAGCGAGCUCUCUCUUCCGAGCAGCACCACAGGGACCGACAUACCCUAUGUGGGCCCCAGGCUGACCUCAGUCUCUGAGCAGAGAACCCUGGAGCCCAGAAGCCGAAGAAGCCGGGCCAGGAAGUUUAAGGUGCGCUCUCUGGAAUUACCUCAGCCUCGCGGGCCAUUGGAGGCCAGCUCUAGUGAGGCCCUGAGGAAAAGCUCUGGCUGCACAAGCCAGGCCAGCAGCUCAGCCUCAGGCACCCAGUGGGGUCUGCUUUGUCCCCACCUCGAACUUGGGGCCGGAAUGAAGAUCCUGCGGGAAAACAGCUUUCAGAGGCUUGAGGCUGAGAUGAAUGUGGACACAGGGUUCACUGUUAUCAAUGCAGAACCCAGGCCUCCUUUUUGGAGCAGAUCUCCAAAGAAUUUGUGGGUCAACGACCCAUCUAAUUCAUCAGGGUCUUUCUUUGAAGUGACUGCCGUGAAAACCGAAAGAGUCCUGAAGCAACAAGUUCACCCUUGGUCCCUCACUGGCCAAAGGGAACUUGGUACAGCACAGGUGACCUCAAGAUGUCCCCUUCAUCUGCCAGUCCAAGGUGAAGUAAAAGAAGAAGAAGAAGAAUUCUUUAUAUAGCACAAAACAAAUGUGUUUUUCUAAAGCACAAGAUCAAAUAGAAUGUUCUAGAAAUAGGGCACAUCCAGAAGCAUCCUGUGUCUUAUCUGGCUGAGGGAUCUGAAUGCUGUUAUGCACAGGUCUGCAUUGUUUCUCUGUGAAAUGCUCAAAAUGAACGGGUGCUGCAGUGCUAAUUUGCUGACCCCACCCAGAGGAACACAACCAAACACAGUGAGAAAGCCCAACACCUGGUUCCCCGGAGAUGCACUAACCCAGCUGGAUGCUAUUGGGAUUCCUAUUGGAAUAAUUGCAUUGCAUGUAAAUGAAUGGGAUGUGUUACCCAUUACUGAUUAAUGUAUGCAGUUUAGUUUUAAUUUUCACUUGGUUUGCAUAGCUCAUCCCCCUGAUAGCAUGAACUAUUAAGUUUUGAGUGCUUUUAAAUUUUUAGGUGACCUCUUUUAUAAGUAGGCCUUGUUUACCCCAUACCCUCUUGUGAUUUUGCCUUUAAAGCACGCAAGCAAGAAUGAGUAAAAAUGCAGUGCUUUUGAAAAAUGAUAAACAAUUUAUUUUACUCCUGUUUAAUGAGAGGGAACACUGGAGCUAAUAACUGGGUAAAGCACAAGCAGUAGAAUCCACGGAUUUCCUGUUCUUCAGUUUCCUGUUCUGCUCUGCACUGCAGAGGCCAGUGGUUUUUCCUCUUACAACUCAAGGAAGGCUUUGGACAGUUGGGAAUUUGAGAUCCCAUUGAACAUGGCAGGAAGAUUGGACUAGCAGGGUCACUGGAGCAGCAUUUUGAUUCUUUUGGCCAUAUUUGAAUUCCCCAUGUCUCUGAACUAACAUCAUUCAUUCAUUUAUAUGUGCACUCAAUAAAUAAUUAUUUAACACCUAUAUUUGAAUAAGAUAUCAGGCAUGUAGUACACACUCUGUUGCCAUCGACUGGAAAGAUGUUUAUGGUUUGCAAUGAUAAGUCAGCUCUCUCAACUCUAAAAAAGGGGUUGAAGCUCAAACUAAUUCCCUUAAGAACUUCUUUCACACAAUCAAUGUCUGUAUUUGCUACUGAGGAUAUGAGAAGCCUUUAAAACCCACAAUCAAAGACUGGGAGAAUUAGGAAUUGUAAUUAUGAUAGGAAGAGAUUAAAUUCUCAGUUGCUCACAUGCUGAUUGUGGGGAGGGGCCAAGGGUUAGGCCUAUAUGUAAGUUUACAAAUUUUUUUGAGAUUAUGAAUUUUAGUUAAUUUAUAAGAUUAUUUGACUUUAGGACCUCUAUUUUCUACAACAGGGCAGAUAUUAUGUAGCAUAUAAUUGCUGAGUUAGCUGGAUUUUUGUCUUUGUAAUUGCUGGUGAGGAAACCAUUCUAGGUAAGUGUUCUACCACUGAGUUAGCCGCAAUCCCCUGGCUGAAUCUUCUAAAAACCUGGAUGCUUACUAUACUCACAGGAAGAAAGCUAAACUAAGGCCUAAAGACAGGUCUUGUGGAAGCAAGUGUAGGCUGGGUUUGUGUGGUCUGCCUAGACAGUGAAUUAGAAGUGAAGAGAGUUACAAAUGGACAAAAAUGACACUUCUAAAGUGAUUUCUUUGUGUCCUUAAACAUCAGUAUAUUCUCACAUUUUAUGUCUCUCUUCCAGAUUCAUAUUUGAUCUUAGAAAAACAGGCUGAUCUAUAACAUUAGAGAUUUCUAUACCAAGCAUUAUUUAAAAAGUUUUAUUUCACUUAGUUACUGAGCUACCUUGAAAAGCAUAGCAUUCCUUCUCACUUUUUUUUGACAUUAUCUAAAUUUCUUUAACAUAAUAUUGGUAAGAAUAUAAGUUUAUGGAGUCAUACAGAAUAUUUAGAAAUUCAAAUGAAUACCUUACAAACUGACUUGUAAAAUAAUAUUCUGUUGAAAUGUCACCUAUAGUAAUCUAUUAUCAACGUGAGUCAAUUUUUAAAAAAAUUUUUUAUUUAGAGAAAUAAAGAAAAGACAAAGGGUAGAAGUAAUACAGAAUUAAAAAAAAACAGUAGGAAAUCCCUAGUUGAUAAAUUAUUGUUAUCUUAGAAGGAGUUGCUCAAGUCACAAAAUGAAAGCAUAAAAAGUGGACAAUCAGACAUUGACAGUACAAACCAUUUUUUGAUGAACUAACAAAACCUUAGUAGUAUGUUUAUCUAUCUUGCACACUUAGAUAUACAUAGUUAUAUUCUUUAGAGCACUUUCUUUCCAUUUCAUUAUCACAAUAUCUAUUAUACAUUUUGGAUCUUAUUACUCUUCGGGUUUUUUAUUAUUUUUGUUAUACUAGAGAGACAAUACAAUAUUUACAAGUGUGAGUCUGAUUUAUUUCACUUAUAAGGAGAGUCUCACGUUGCCUCCAAAUACCUAUAAAAGCCUCAAGAUCCUCCUUUUUAUAGCUGAGUGAUAUUCCAAUUAUAUAAAAAUAGCAUGUCUUUUUCAUCCAUUCUGCAGUUGAUGAGCAUUUGGAUUGUUUCCAAGAUUUAGCUAUUACAAAUUGUGCUGCUAUAAACAUUGGGUGCACGUAUACCGCUGAGACAUGACAUUUUCAACUUUUCUGGGAAAAUAGCCAGAAGAGGAAUAGCUGGAUUGAAUGGGAUUUCUAAUCCUAGUUUUUUGAGGAAUCUCCAUACUGAUUUCCACAGUGGCUGCACCAGUUUACACUCCCACCAACAGUGGAGAAGUGUUCCUUUUUCUUCACAGCCUUACCAACAUUUGUUAUCAGUGGAUUUCUUGAUGGCAGCCAUUCUUUCCAGAGUGAAAUGAAAUCUCAGUGCUGUUUUAAUUUGCAUUUCUCGAAAGACCAGUGAUGGUGAACAUUUCUUCAUGUAUUAGCCAUUUGUAAAUAUUCAUCUGAGAAAUGUGUGUUCAUCGCAGAUGCCCAUUUUUGGAGAGGGUCUUUAGAUUUGGGGGAUUGAUAUUUUUCAAUUCUUUGUAUGUUCUGGAUAUAAGUCCUUUGUUUGAGGAACUGUUGGUUAAAAUUCUUUCCCAUUCUGUGGUUUUUCUUUUCAUGUCAUUGGUGAUUUCUUUUGAAAUGCAAAAACUUCUUGAUGAGAUUCCAGUUGUUGAUUCACUAAAGUAUUUCCAAUGUGGUUUGCAUUUUGUUCAUGAAUUCCUUGCCUAGCCUUAUGUCUCCAAGAUUUCUACCCACCUCACCUUCCAAUAGAGUUAGUGUUUCUGUUAUAAUAUUUAGAUCUUUUGAUCCAUUUUGACUUUAGUGCAUGACAAUAGACAUCGGUCUAGUGUCAGUCUUCAGCAUGUGGAAAGCCAGUUUUUCCAACACCAUUUAUUAAAGUGGUUAUCCUUCUUCCAGUGAACAUGAUCAGCCCCUUUGUCCAAUAUAAGGUGGCUGAGUGUCUUUGUAGUUGUGUUUUCAUGUUCUAAUCUGUUUCACUGAUCCUCAGGUCUAUGCCUUUGCCAGUACCAUGCUGAUUUUAUCACUGCAGCUUUGUAGCAUAAGUUCAAGUCACGAAUUGAGAUGUCUACUGCCUUGCCUUUGUUGCCCAGAAUUGCCUUUGUUAUUCUAGGUUUCUUCUGUUUCCAAAUGAAUUUUAGGAAUGUUUUCUCUAGAUCCAUAAAGUAUGUUAAUGGUAUUUUGAUUGGGAUUGCAUUAGGUCUGUAUAACAGUUUUGGGUGUAUGGCCAUUUACACAAUGUUAGUCCUUCCCAAACAAGAGCAAGGAAUAUCCUUUCAUUUUUAAAAAUAUCCUCUUCAAUCUCCUUUUUUAGAGUAAUAUAUAAUUUUUAGCAUAUAGGUAUUUUACAUUCUUAGGUUGAUUCCUAAGUAUUUCAUUUUUUAAAUGUUACUGUGAAAGGUGACAUUUCCAUAAUUUCUCUCUCAGUGAGCUUUUUGUUGGUGUACAGGAAUGCUAUUGAUUUUUGUAUCCAGCUAUACAGUUUAAUUUGUUUAUUACCUCUAGUAGUCUUUUAAUGGAACUUUGGGGUCUUCGAUGUAUAGUAUCAUGUCAUCUGCAAAUAGUGAUAGUUUAACUUCUUCCUUUCCUAUCUUUAUUCCUUUUAUUUCUCUCUCUUGUCUGAUUGCUCUGGCUAAUAUUUCCAGAACUAUAUUGAAUAGGAAUGGUGAUAAGUGGAUAACAUUAUAAGGUAGUGAAAGCUUUCAAUCUUUGUCCAUUUAGUAUAAUGUUGGUUUUGGUUUGACAUAUAUGGCUUUUAUUAAAUUGAGGUAGAUACCAUCUAUUCCAAUUUUCUGUAGGAUUUUUAAUCAUGAACAAGUGUGGGACUUUAUCAAAAGCUUUUUCUGCAUCGAGAUAAUCAUGUGAUUUUUGUUUUUGACUCUAUUAUGUCAUGUAUUACAUUUUUUGAUUUGUAUAUGUUAAAUAAUCCCUGCAUUCCAGGGGUAAAUCCUACUUGGUCGUGAUGUAUAAUCUUCUUGAUGAUUUGCUGCAUUCUAUUUGACAGUAUUUUAUUGAGUAUCUUUGCAUCAAUGUUCAUUAGUGAGAUUGGCCUAUAAUUCUCUUUUUUGGUUGGGUCUUUCUCUGGUUUUGGUAUCAGAGUAAUACUUGCCUCCAGGAAUGAGUUAGGGAGAACUGCUUCCCUUUCAAUUUCAUUGAAGAGUUUGAGGAGUAUUGUCAUUAAAUCUUUUCUAAAUUUCUUGUAGAAUUCAUCUGUGAAUCCUUUAGGACCUGGGCUUUCUUUUGUUGGUAAGUUUUUAAUCAUAUUUUUUAUUUCAAUAGCUGGUAUUAGGUUAUUCAAAAUUGUUAUAUCUUCUUGAUUGAGCUUUGGUAUUUCAUAUGGCUCUAGAAAUCUGGCUCUCUCAUCUCUGUUUUCCAUCCUAUGUGAGUAAAGAUUUUCAAAGUAGGUAUUCAUGAUCUUUUGGAUUUCUAUGGCAUCUGUAGCAGUUUCUCUCUUUUCAGUCCCUAUUGCUUGAAUUUGAGUUUUUUCUCUCUUUUUCUUGAAGGUUGGCCUGAGGCUUAUCAAUAUUGUUUAUUCUCUCAAAAAACCAGCUCUUUAAUUCAUUAAUUCUUUAUUUUUUUUUAAUCUCAAUUGCAUUAAUUUCUGCUCUGAUCUUUAUAAUUUCCUCUCUUCUAUGAGCUUUGGAUAUUACUUGCUCUUCUUUUUCUAGAAGCUUGAGAUGUAGCAUUAAGUUAUUUAUUUGUGCUCAUUCUGUUUUCUUGAUAUGACAAUUUAUUGCUAUAUAUUUUCCUCUUAGGACCACAUUCAUUGUGCCCCACAGGUUUUGGUAUGUUGUAUGUACAUGUUAAUUGAAUUGUAGGUAUUGUUUAAUUUUUUCUUUAAUUUCACAUGUAACCCACUGGUUGUUAUUUAAUUUCCAUGUAUUUAUGCUGGUUUUGCAAUUAAUUUCCAAUUUAAGUGCACUAUGGUUUGAUAAUAUGCAUGGGAUAAAUUCAAUCCAUUUACAUUUACUUAAGAAUGUUGUAUUGGCUAAUUUAUGGUCUAUUUUAGAGGAUGUCCCAUGCAUAGCUGAGAAGAAUGUAUAUUCUGAUGUGGUAGGGUGGAACACUUUAUAAACAUCUACUGAGUCCAUUUGCUCACAGGUUUUAUUGAGUUCUGUUAUUUCUUCGUUGACACUUUGUCUAGUAGAUGUAUCUCUCUGUGACAAUGGGGUAUUAAGGUCCCUCAUUACAAUUGUGUUGUUGCUUAUUUGAUUUUUCAUAUUUAUUAGUAUUUGUCUUGUAUAAUUGGGUGCUUCUGUAUUUGGUGCAUAUAUGUUUAUGAUUGUUAGCUCUUCUUCUUGAAUUAUUCCCUUGAGAAGUAUGUGGUGACCUUCUUUAUUUCAUUUGAUCAUUUUUGGUUUGAAGUUCACAUUGUCUGCAAAUAGAACAGCAACCCCUACUUUUUUCUGGGGUCCUGUCACAUGGAAUAUUAUUUUCCAUCAUUUUACUUUUAGUCUAUGAGUUUCCUUUUGAGUCAGAUGUGUUUCUUGUAUACAGCAUAUUGUGGGAUCCUGUUUCUUGAUCCAUUCUGUCAAACUGUUUCUUUUAAUAGGUGAAUUGAGGCUAUUUACAUUGAUGGUUAUAACUGAUAUAUAUAUUGGCUCAACUUUGUCAUGUUAUUUUCCUGCCCUUUGUUUUCUGCUUUCCCCUCUUAUUUAAUUGCCUGCUCUGUCUGGUGGUUUCUUUCUGUUGUUGCUUUGGAAACUGCGGUCAUUUUUAUCUCUAUCUAAUAUGUCUUUCAGUACCUUUCUAGGGUUGGUUUGGUGGAUAUGAAUUUCUUCAGUUGUUCUUUGUCAUGGAAGAAUCUUAUUUCUCCAUUAAAUUUCAAAGAAAUGUUCACAGGAUACAUCAAAGUUGUUUUUCUUCAGGGCUUGAAACAUCCCACUACAAGAUUGUCUUAACUCAAGGGUUUGUGCUGAAAAGUGCUGUGAUUCUAAUGGGCUUUCCUUGAUAACUGAGUUGUGUCUUUUCUCUAACAGCUUUUAAUAUUCUGUUUUUAUGCUGUAUGUCUGGGAUCUUAAUUAUAUGUCUGAGUGUAGAUUUAUGUUGGUUGUGAUUGUUUGGCAUUCUAUAUGCCUCACUUAUCUGCAUAUCAGAUUCCUUCCCCAUGUUUGGGAAAUUUUCUGCUAUUACUUCUGUAAAUGGUUUACUGAUUUCAUUCAUGUUGACACUUGUGUCUUCACUGAUGCCUGUUAAUCUUAUAUUAUUUCUCUUGGUAUCAUCUUGAAGCUGCUGAAUUAUCAUUUCAUGCUGUUUUGUUAUUUUUAAAAGUUCUAUCCUUUCAUGGUCACUAGCUGUGAUUCUGUUCUCAAGAUUCUAUCCUCAGCUUCAUUUAAAUGGUUUGCCAGCUUUCAAUAGAAUUUUUUAUUUCUUGGAUUUCUCUUUGAUUUUGUCUCAUGCAUUCUACCUGUUUUCUAUAUAGAUCAUUCAAAGUUUCAAUCAGUUUUCCAUGCUCCUGUAAUUUUAAAAAUCUAUUUCUUCUCUAGCUAUGCUGAGCAACUGCCUUGCUAAGUUUGUCAUUUCUGUCUUUAAGUGAGAAACUAUUUCUAAUUUGAUUUCCUCUAUAGUCCCAUGGAUUUGCUUCUUUAUUUCACUUGCUAUCUUUUCAGAGAUUUCAGGUGUAUAACUUUUAAAGUCCUCUAUUUCAAUGUCUCCUGUACUUGCUCCUGAUGGACUAGAUGUUUGAGAUUGCAUUUUGCUUUUUGUUUUGUCAUUUUUACCUUUUGGGCUAAAAUUUGGUCUUUUGAUCAUGCUAGUCUGAACUGUCAGUAGUGUGUCUUAGGGCCCUACUGUGUGGUAAAUGUUUGUCCAAUUGCUGGGUACCAUGAUGAAGAGGAGGGCUGUCACCUGAAUACCUCCCACAGGGCCUGUUGGGUGAGUCCUAUAUUCUUCCUGGGCUCACUAGCCUAGGACUAUUGAUGUAAGUCAACCAUUAAUUCCCACUAUUACUAUGUCUUCAGGUUGUUCCAGAUCACCAGAUCUCCCUGUCUAUAGUGAUUGUCUUGGCUGGGACUCUGCUGUGUCACUGGUUGUCUCAUAAGCCCUUUUAAUUUUCUUCAGGUUGGGGGAGGCCCUAUUGGCACACUCCUCAACACAUCUGAUGUUCUCUGUAUGGGGGAAGGACUCAUCCACACUCUCACCAGGCUCACCAAAGCCCUACAGCUAGAGGGGACUUUGCUGUUGCUCCUCUUUGCCCAGUGAAGGCAUCUAGUUUAGGGGCAAACUCACCACACUGAUGGAAGCCUGCUGAGGCCCUCUGUUUGGUUGAGGGGCUACUGAGUCUCCCAUCAACCCAGCAAAUGCAGUCCAAUGUUCUGGGAGGAGGAGGAGGCACAACUGAAGAUCAACAGCAAUACUAGGAGAUGGGGGGUCUUUGGCUGUGAGAGCGUGGGUGCACAAGCAGCCUGCCUUCCAAGGUGGAGGCCCAGGGUCCGAAGGGUGGAAGGUUGGGCACAGAAGGUAAUGAGUCUAAUUUACAACACAAUGACAUGAAAAUGCCACUUGAUGAGUAGGGGAGACCUGGAUUUUAAAUAUUCUUGAACAUGUAACCUUGAACAAAUUAGGUUCUGUGAUCUUUUUUGCCUUAUUUACUGUAACAAAUAUUAUUCAAAGAAUCAAGAUGAUGAAUAUGAAAGCAUUCAGAUGUUACACACUAGAUAUUAUUAUUAUAUUUUAAUUUAUAUUACAUAUUAUGUUAAUACUGCUGGUCCUCCAGACUCAGUUUGAAAAUGUCAUGAGAACUCCAUGUCUUAUGAAGCGAGCUUUAUAAAAUCAAUGAAACAAUAAAAAAAUCCGCUAAGA
Cavia porcellus (domestic guinea pig) is the source of this 10116-nucleotide messenger RNA. RefSeq names its product family with sequence similarity 124 member B (gene Fam124b). The record is from RefSeq and is a predicted model, not a curated record. The transcript is spliced from 2 exons. The coding region runs from base 509 to 1942 and encodes 477 amino acids. Lineage: Eukaryota; Metazoa; Chordata; Mammalia; Rodentia; Caviidae. Gene Ontology annotation, cellular component: nucleoplasm.